CUGGCUGAGAAGUGCGCGCAGGAAUCUGCAAGUUCAAUUUUAGUGCCGCCGCUCCACGUUCAGGAAACUUGAAACCAUACCGGAACUGCCACGAUGGACACGGUAAUGGAGCUGAUAAAACCGCCCUACAACUUUGACAACAGUUGCUACUUUGACGAGGAAAAUAAAAUCCGCUUCGAGCCACCGAUAUACGAACAGCGCUAUCUGACCGUGUUGCGACUGCUCGAGCUGGACCUGUGGAAGGAUUCGUUCAAAAAGGUCGUCGAAUUUGGUUGCGCGGAAAUGAAGUUUUUUACACUGCUGAAAACCUUGCAGAGCGUGGAGCAGAUUCUCGAGGUCGACAUCGACGAGGAGCUGAUAUCCAAGUGGGCCUACACGGUUCGCCCACUAAUGGUGGAUUUUAUCCAGCGCCGGCCGAGCAAGUUUGCCGUCGAGGUGUGGCGCGGCAGCAUCGCCAGCUACAACGAGUGCCUCCAGGACACGGACGUGGUCAUCGGGAUCGAGAUCAUCGAGCACCUGUUCCCGCUGGUGCUGGAGGCCAUCCCACACAACAUCUUCGGAUUGAUUCGACCCAAGGUCGCGAUGUUCAGCACGCCCAACUCCGAGUACAACGUGCACUUUGAUGGUCUGCUGGAGACUGGCUUUCGCCACGAGGAUCACAAGUUCGAGUGGACGCGGGCUCAGUUUCGGGAGUGGUGCGAAAACAUUUGCCAGCGCUUUCCGGAGUACGUGGUCAAGUACUUUGGCAUUGGGCCACAGCCGAAGGACUCGCCGGACGUGGGACCCGUCAGCCAGAUGGGAGUGUUUGUGAGGAAGGAUUUCUUGGAGGUGUUGGAAGCGAAACGCGCUGCUCAAGCUGAAGGUGGAGUGGUAACGACGCAAGUCGCGCCCACGGUACAGUCUGAGGAACCACCUGGACCUUCCGGUGAAGGUCAACCAGCCGAGCCAAAGAUCUACUUUGAUGAAGAAGUAGGCGAAAUCGUCAUGGAACGGGACGAAGACCCUGAUGAUUUUGACGCGGCGGUAGCACCAGGAGAAGGUCUUGAAGAGUUCCGUGAUGUCCUAGACGAGGUGGAUUCCAACGGGGACGACAUCGAUCCGAGUGACGACGAAGAUCAACCGCUCGGCCGUGACAUCGAUUACUACGUCCCGGUCGAACGAUCACGGAACGACAGCGGAAACUACGACGAUGAACUGCUCGAUCCCACCAGCGACGAGUACAAGCUGAUCUACAGCGUUGAUUACCCUGUGCAGGAACCCGACCUGCGGCAACGACCGGAACGCCUGCUCGAAGAAGCGGAAUACCAAAUCCGCAGGUUAAGACUCCAGCAGGAAGACUACUACCACUACGAGGAGAACGAAUACCGCAUUCCGCUGCAGCUGGUAGUGUCCUGCAUGAACGUUGAACUGACCACCGAUUUGGACGAGUUGAGGCCGAUUCUGGCGGGGGCUUCGUACCGCAUUUCCGAAGAGAACGUGAUAACGCUGAACGGGGAUGACGAGUCGGUGCUGGGCAGUGAGGAGGACUUUGAGUACGAUUUGGACGAGGAGGAAGUGCCGGCGGAAGGAGAGCAGGGUAAUGCGUGGGAUGGGGCGGAUGGCGGCGGCGGCGGUGGUGGUGGGCCAGGUUCCGAAGGGGAUAGGCUCGAUGAGGAACUGUGGGAUUAGUUGGGGUGUGAA
Molecule: messenger RNA, 1680 nt
Organism: Culex pipiens pallens (northern house mosquito)
Lineage: Eukaryota; Metazoa; Arthropoda; Insecta; Diptera; Culicidae
Gene: Hen1
Exons: 4
Coding region: 94-1668 (524 amino acids)
Biological process (GO): RNA methylation; piRNA processing; siRNA processing
Cellular component (GO): cytoplasm; nucleus
Molecular function (GO): RNA methyltransferase activity; O-methyltransferase activity
Source: RefSeq, a predicted model, not a curated record